AUGGCGCGGGAGCUGAGCCAGGAGGCCGUGCUGGACUUCCUCUGGGCGGCCGGGGGGCGAGCCCCCAACACGGCGCUGCUCCGCCACUUCCAGCGCUUCCUCCGCGACCCGGCGCUGACGGAGCAGCAGCGGCGGGAGCGCCGCGAGUACUUCAAGAGCCUCGUCAACUCCCUGGCCACCGUCCACCCCGCCGCCGCCCCCGGCGCCUCCAAGGACAUCGUCCUCCGCCGCAGGUACCGCGACCUCCUCGAUGAGGAGCUGCCGCCGCCGGAGGAGCAGCGGGAGCAGGAGGAGGAGAAGAACGAGCCGCAGCCGCCGCCGCCCCGACGCGAACCCCGCGGGGAGGCGGCGGAGCAGGGGCGGCCCGGCGGGGCGGGGGGCUGCGCCGCCCGGGGCCGCGGCGGGCCGUGCUGCGAGUGCCGCCGUGCCGCCGCCGCCGCCGCCGCGCCGGGCCCCGGGACAGCGCCCGCCCCCCGGCCGCCCCGCUCCCUCUCCCCGCAGCCGCCCCCGUACCGCAGCCAGCCGCCCCCGUACCGCAGCCAGCCGCUGUCCUCGGGCCCCUGGGCGCUCCGUCCCGGCGGCACGGCGCGCAGCCGGCCCCCGGCGCUGCCGUCGGGUCCUGGGGCGCUGUCCGCCGCGGUGCCGCCCCGGUCCCUACCGCCGCCGCUGCCACCGGGCACGGAGAUGCCGCCUCCCUACAGGUUGCCUCAGCCCCGAUCUCCGCCGCAGCCCGUGACCGAGAUGCCCUUGUUGAAGGCCCCACGACCCUCAGCAAGCCCGGAGAGGCGACCCGCCGCCGGACCCAUCCCGUCCCCGCUGCUGUCACCGAGCCCCAGGGCGCUGUCCCCGCGCGACCUGCCCCCUUCCCGAUCCCUGCCGCUGCUGUCCGCCCCGGAGGUGCUGCCCCUGUCCCGGUCCCUGCAGGCGCUCCCUGCCAGCCCCUCCUCGUCGCCACGGCUUUUGUCAGGCCCCGAGGUGCUCGCUUCCACCAGGCUGCCCCCAUCGCAGUCCAGGUCCCUGCAGCAGCUCCCCACCAGGCCACCCCCAGACCUGCCGAGGGGCUCCAGGGGGCUGACCCCCAAGGGACCAACCCAACCUCAAGUCCUGCGACUGCAGCCGUCUCAAAGCCUGACACUGCCGUCAGGCCCUGGGAUCCUGCCCCCCACCAGAUCCCCCCCACCCCAAUCCCUGCCACAGUCCGCCACUCUCCCGCCCCCAUCCCGCUCCCUGCAGCCACCCCUUGCCGGGUCACCCCCCUCCCAAUCCUUGCUGCCAGCACAGGGCCCCGCAGUGCCCCAAGCCGCAGAGAGCCAGCCCCCGGCACCGCUGCCUGUUUUCCGGAGCAUCAGGUGCCAGCUGGCUCUGUCGGAGGCGCAGGGCAUCCCCCCCUCAGCCCACGACGACUGCGGGCGACAGCCCCGCUCCGUGCUCGCCAAGAGCUCCCCCAGGAACGCCGCCAGCCGCGGGCCCUUGGUGCCGCUGGGACAGCGGGAGCACGCCUGGCUGGUGGCAAUGUCAGCGGGCUGCUGGGCUCAGGUGCGGGGGCUCUUUCUGGAAGAGCCUGAGCUGGCCCUGCAGAGGGACUUCAUAUCAGGCUUCACGGUCCUUCACUGGCUGGCCAAGCACGGCGACGGGCCGGGCCUGCAGGAGCUGGCAGCGGCGGCGCGGCGGCUCGGGCUGGCCCUGGACGUGGACGCCCGCUCGGGCUGCGGGUACACGCCGCUGCACCUGGCUGCCAUACACGGCCACCAGCUUGUCAUCAAGGUGCUGGUGCUGCAGCUGGGCUGCCAGGUGCAGGUGCGGGACGGCAGCGGGCGCCGGCCGUGGGAAUACCUGGGCAGCUCCACCUCGGGGGAGGUCUGGCAGCUCCUGGAGGCACCCCGCGGCACCAUCAUGUUCCCCACGCAGCCCCUGGCCCGCAGCGUGUCCUCGGUCAGCAAGGGCUCGCCGUCCACCGGCAGGGCAGCGCUGCCCGCCUGCCUCAGGGGGCAGCUCGGCCGUGGGACAGCGUCCCACCAAUCCCACCAAUCCGGCAGUGACAGCGACUGAGGAGCUCCCGCCAUCCCCUGCCAGGGGAGAUGGGACCUCGGUGGCCACCCUGAGAGAGGAAGCCACGCAGGCAGAACAAAAGCUGUGAAACAGACUGAACCUAUUGAAGAAUGUACUUUUAAAUUAUUGCAAUGAACUGUUGUCUGAGCCUCUCUGCCUCCCCUCCCGUUUCUUGCUUUUUUUAUCAGCAAAGGGAUGCAGUAACUCUGCUGGAAGCAGGAAGAACCCUCAGGAGGCAAGUCCUCCGCAGCCCACAGGGCCAGGGCCAGCUGCUGGGUGCAGCCACGACCACCAGCAUUAGUGGGACCAUGGCUUUGGGUGGGGCUCAAAUCUGGCCCAGUCAGGGUAGAGCACUUGCUUUUGCUGACAGUGACAGAUUGUUGUUAGUCCUGGGGUUUGCAAAACACUUGUUUACACCACCUAAAUUCUGGGGAGUAGUAAAACACAUCCCUUUUUAAUCCCAGCAGAUUAAGGGUGAGUCCCUCUUUUAAAAAUGUAGCUGAUCAAGAUCCAGCCUUCCAGUGAGCAGGGAAGGGCGUUCCCCAGGCCACCUUGCCCACCAUUCCAUGCUGAAAGGAAUGCAGGGCAGCACCACAGCCCUGCUCCCCUCCACAGCUGCCUGGGGCUGUCCAGCAGUAUCCCUGCUGCUCCCUCAUUCCUGCACCUCCAGCUGCCCUCCUCACACCACAGGAUUAGGAAGUGGUACCUGUGUUGUGGCUAGAGCCCUGUUCCCACGCGCCGGCACGGAAAGCAUUCCGGUAGGAUUGUGUGUUGGGCAGAAAAGGAGCUGUGCCGUAGUACAUGUCCCACCCUUGCAGAGGGAAGGCAGUUUCAUAACCAGAGCUGCAUCUUCCCAGAGACACCAGCCCUAAAUUGCCUGUUAGGUGUUUAUGUGAUGGGAGCAGGUGGGACUGGGGGGCCAAGUGCAGUCAAGAGAUGUCCAGUAGAGUAAUUCCUCAGAGUUUACAAAAAAACAAAGGAUUGUGUGCGUCCUAUAAUGUACUCUGCUCUCUGCUUCAGCAUAAAUGAGCUUCUAAAGUGUCAAAAAUUUCAACAAGUUGAUCUUGCACCAAAUCUGCCUCUCCUAUAGAUCCUCUAUGGAGGCAGGAAGAGAGCUUGGUGGGAAGAGGGAUCCAGUGCUGCCAGGUUGAUGCUGCUGCU
Molecule: messenger RNA, 3210 nt
Organism: Passer domesticus (house sparrow)
Lineage: Eukaryota; Metazoa; Chordata; Aves; Passeriformes; Passeridae
Gene: SOWAHB
Product: sosondowah ankyrin repeat domain family member B
Exons: 1
Coding region: 1-2049 (682 amino acids)
Molecular function (GO): protein binding
Source: RefSeq, a predicted model, not a curated record